Messenger RNA from Aspergillus brunneoviolaceus CBS 621.78, 944 nucleotides. Its product is annotated as dienelactone hydrolase family protein. Bases 77 to 832 code for a protein of 251 amino acids. The record is from RefSeq and is a predicted model, not a curated record. The transcript has 4 exons. Gene Ontology annotation, molecular function: hydrolase activity. NCBI's taxonomy places the organism in Eukaryota, Fungi, Ascomycota, Eurotiomycetes, Eurotiales, Aspergillaceae.
GUCCAUCUCAUCGCUGACCAGAUACCCCACAACCACUUACCAUCCUCUCCGUACAUUCCACUGCUCCACCGCCGCCAUGACGGGAGUCAACAAGGCCUGCUGCUCGAUCCCCCCCGUCGUCGCCAAGGGCUACCAGCCCAAGGGGGAAUAUAAGACCAUUGGCGGUUUGAAGACUUAUGUCACCGGUCCCGAAUCCGCCUCCAAGGCCAUCCUCGUCAUCUACGACAUCUUCGGCUUCUUCGACCAGACCCUGCAAGGCGCCGACAUCCUCGCCCACUCCAGCACCCAGAAGUACCGGGUGUUCAUCCCGGAUUUCUUCGAAGGCAGCCCCGCCCACAUCACCUGGUUCCCGCCGCAGACCGACGACCACAAGCAGAAGCUGGGCCACUUCUUCCAAACCAAAGCCGCGCCGCCCAACAACCUCCCCAAGAUCCCGGGGAUCGUGGCAGAAGCCAACCAACUCGCCCCGUCCGGGCGCUUCGAGUCCUGGUCGAUUCUGGGGUACUGCUGGGGCGGCAAGAUCGCGACGCUGGCGACGGGGCAGGAGAACUCGAUCUUCAAGGCGGCGGUGCAGUGCCACCCGGCCAUGCUGGACCCGGAGGACGCCAAGAAGGUGAGCGUGCCGAUGGCGGUGUUGGCGUCCAAGGAUGAGAAGCCCGAGGACGUGGAGCAGUUCGGCCACAAUCUGGGGCAGCCCGGGUAUGUGGAGACGUUCCCCACGCAGAUUCACGGCUGGAUGGCGGCGCGGUCGAACCUGGAGGACGAGGAGGUGAAGAAGGAGUAUGAGCGCGGGUACAAGACGGCGCUGGGGUUCUUGGAGAAGUAUGCUUGAUUUGGUUUGUGCUCCACUAGGUUGUACUGUACUAGUUUGAUAUGUUGUGUAAUGCCCAAAAGUCAGUGUGAUUGUUGAGCAAUCCUGUUGAGCAAUCGAGACACGUUUACAC